Neoarius graeffei (lesser salmon catfish) is the source of this 1253-nucleotide messenger RNA. It is a transcript of the gene cebpd, whose product is annotated as CCAAT enhancer binding protein delta. Gene Ontology annotation, biological process: regulation of cell differentiation; regulation of transcription by RNA polymerase II; DNA-templated transcription. The record is from RefSeq and is a predicted model, not a curated record. NCBI's taxonomy places the organism in Eukaryota, Metazoa, Chordata, Actinopteri, Siluriformes, Ariidae. The transcript has a single exon. Bases 150 to 926 code for a protein of 258 amino acids. Gene Ontology annotation, molecular function: DNA-binding transcription factor activity, RNA polymerase II-specific; RNA polymerase II cis-regulatory region sequence-specific DNA binding.
AGGUUGCUUUUAGACGCGUGACAGUCCUGACCAGGAGAUCCACACAGAUCCAUCACGAGUUCCUGGUUCCUUGGAGGAAGAGGUUGGAGUGAUCUUUCUGAACCAGUGCAUGAAGAAGAAGAAGGAGGAGAAGAAUCAGAGCUGCGUUCAUGUGCGAGCCGUGCCGCUUGGACUCUGAGUGCGUGUCUCCACCAUGCUACAUGAGCUGGGGGAUGGAGCCUACAAACUUCUACGACAGUAAGCUGACAGGGGACGGAAAAUGUCCCGAGGACAGCAUGAGCAUGAUCACGAAUCAGAGCAGCAGCAGCAGCAGCAGCAGCGUGGUGGAGCUGAGCAACGCGCCUGCCAUGUACGACGACGAGAGCGCGAUCGAUUUCAGCGCGUACAUCGACUCCAUGUCCACUGGGCCCAACUUCGAGCUGUGCAACGACGAGCUCUUCGCGGACCUCUUCAACAGCGCCGUGAAGCAGGAGAAGUCAGAAUUCUACCACCACCUGUCCGCCCUCAGCGCGCCCAAGGACUUCGCCAUCAAGCAGGAAACCGACUGGAGCGACAGCGACGCGCCGUCGUCCCUCCCGUCGCAGAUCGAGGCGUGCGCGCAGACGUCGGUCAGCAUCCAGACAGGACAGCCGACGCCCCCGAGCACGCCCGAGCCCUCUUCAUCCCCGAGCCCUGUGCGCAGGACUCUCAAGGAUAAGAGCAAGAAGGCAGUGGACAGGUUGAGUCCGGAAUACCGGCAGCGCCGAGAGCGGAAUAACAUCGCCGUGCGUAAAAGCAGGGACAAGGCAAAGCGGCGCAACCUGGAGAUGCAGCAGCAGCUCAUUAAGCUCAGCGCCGAGAACGAGCGCCUGCACAAGACCAUCGAUCAGCUCACACGCGAGCUCACGAGCCUCAGGCACGUCUUCAAACACCAAGACAACCGGUGAUCACCAUCAGCACCACCACCAUCGUGCGCCUUUUUCUUCUUCUUCUUCUUGAGAAAACAUACCUCAUAUGCACGACUCGGACACUGUGACUCUAACUACACGUGCAUCCCAUCAUCAAGUCAUCAGAACUGAACAUUCUGUGAAUAUUAUGUUGUUUUUUUUGGAUUCUAAAUUAUUACAGAAAAAAAAGUCAUAUAGAUAUAUAUAUAUUCCAUAAAAAUAUGGUACACGUUUUUAUAAUUCCAAAAAACUUUGUAUUCGAACAUUUUAUAUAAAGAAAAAAAACUGGAAUGUUGAUAGAAAUAAAAUGACAAGUUUCAGUAUCUA